CAGGCACCGCAAGCAGCUCAGCUCACUGCCCAAACAGAAGAACCCUCUCGCGUAGCGUAGGCACAGGGUUUAAGACCUUUUCUACUUACCGCCGGCGACUUCAUCAUUUUUUCCCGCCAUGGAUACGGUGAGGCUCCGAUUAGCAUUCGACCGAGCUCUAUCCGAGUCUCUUGAGAAGACCGACGGAUUGAGACGUUUCUGGGUCCUCCUAAAACCUCAACACAGAACCAUCUCCGAUCUCUCCCAUUACCUUCUCGACGCCUUCGACCUCCACAAUGCAUGCCCCGACGGCCUUCUCCUAUCUAUGGAAGGGUUCUUUCUACCGCCAUUCGAGUCGACUGGUGUGUUGAAGGACGGAGAUAUUGUCAGGGUUAAGAAGAAGAGUGGCGAGUUUGCCAAGUUGGGUGAUGAUGGGGAAGAGAGGACUAAUUUGGGAAUGUUGGGAUUUGUGGGUAAUCGGGCUUUAGCUGCUGCUGUAGCACCCAUGAAGCUUCUGGCGAAUGAAGAAUUUGAAAAGGAAACUGGUGGCUAUGAGAGCGAUGAAUCAGAAGAGGAGGAGGAUGCUGAGCUGGAUGAUAUAUUGCAUCUGGAUGAAAAACCCCCGGAAACGAAGAAGGUUUCCAAGAAGAGGAAGGCGUCCGAGGAACCUGGGAGUUCCAAGAAGAAGAAGAGGAAGAAGAAAUCUUCUAGUGCUGAGAAAUGUGGAGUUGGUACAGCAGAUACUGAAAACAAUGUUGGUUCUCAAAAGGGCACAAAAACCUAUGUUGCUGCUGAUAAGAAGGCUAAGAAAGAUAGCAAGGCUAGGGAUGGCACGCCAAAUACCAGGAAAUCAAGUGAGCCUAAAGAUUGCUGUUCUGAUCAUGUGGAUGCAUCUUGUCCACUUUCUGAAACUAUAAAGCUCCCAAGUAGAAGUGCUCGACGUAAGAAGGCCAAGAGACAAUGGUUGAGGGAGCUACGAAGAGCUGAAAAGAAAGAAGAAGAGGAGAAGCAAUUGUCUUCAAAAUCUAACCAGAAAGCUUGUCAAAAGAAGAAUCACAAAGCAAUUGAAGAACCAGCCGACAAACAAAGCCACUCUUUGGUGGGAGAGGUUCCUACUAAGGGUGAUAGCACACAUGUUCAGGUGGAAAAUCAACAACCAGAUCAAGAUAGUGAUAAAGAUGAUGAUGUUGUACCAAUAGUGAUAAGACCAGGACAUAUCCGUUUUGAGCCACUUCAGAAAGGUAGUGCUGAUCAGCCUGUCCAACAAAAUCAAACACUGCUGGAAACUUCUCAGUGGGAUGGGAUGAGCAAAAAGAAAGGUCAAAAAUGGGGAUCACAGAAAAGUGCAUCAUGGAAAUGGAAUGAUAAUGGAAAUUCCAGUCAUAAACCUUCUGAAAGAUGGAAGGAUAACACAAAUUCCAGCCACAAACCAUCUGAAACAUGGAAUCACGAUGCCAAUUCUGGCCAGAAACCUUCUGAAACACAACCAGUGGAAGAACCAACUUCUGUUUAUAAUCAGAUCGACUUCGAUAAGCUUGCAGCUUAUACGAAUUCACCCAAGGAAGGGGAUGUUAUUGCUUAUCGUCUCAUUCAGCUAUCGUCAUCAUGGACACCUGAGCUCUCACCAUACUUAGUAGGGAAAAUAUCAAAGUUCGACCCUCAAACCAAUAAUAUCAAGCUGGUUGCAGUUCCGAAGUAUCCUUUGAUCCCCGAGAACAAACUAGAUGAUGAAGAAUCCGAGGUGCUUCCAGAAACUUGUUCUUUACAAGAAGAUGGCUCUCUAGAGAUGGAUUUUACUUCACUUCUAGAAGUCCGUGCUGUGAACCCUAGCAGUGCUGGGUCAGUAAAGUCCAAUCUUGUCAAUGAAGCCUCUCCAAAUGAAGUUCAAGGUACAGCAGAAAAUGGCGCAAAAAAUCACACAUCUAGUCAAGAAAAAAGAGAAGCAACGAAGAGCCCAUGGGAUGAGAUCAGCGAAGCUUUGAAUGCAAAGAAAGCAGAAUUGUCGCAUGAGGAUAAUAACUGGACGGUCACCGAGAGUUCGGGCACAAACCAAUGGAGUUUCAAGGCGCUGAGAGGCAGUGCUCUAGGGCCGACAAUGGCUCUAUUAAGAUCACAAAAUGGAAUAUGAAUCAUUUUCGUUUGUCUGCAGAAUGGAAAGGGGAAAAGGACUGCUCCAAAUUUUGUUCCAGCUGCCUUAUUUCGCAAAGGUCACAACUAUAUUAUUGUUGGCCACUGUAAAAGUUGAGCAACAACAAGGGGUGAAAUGGAAAAUCUUUCUUGAUUUACUUUUAUUAGGUGGAAAUGUUUAUUACUCUUAGUAUGAUUCUGAGACCUGAACAACAAACUUGUAACUCCCCUCCCCUGUACAUGUUUUUUUCAGGAAAAAAAAAAGCUUUCUACAUAAUACAUAACCCGAGCAAGAAAAAGAAUCUGGGUUGUCUCCAAACUUCUUCGACUCUCAUUCCUGGCAAUUACUCUCAGCAUUCUUACUCUGACUUAACAUGUUGAGAAAAAGCUCCAAUAACCUGCUGAUUCAGAUGAUCCAUGGCAAUGAGAAAAACUAGAUCACAACUGAUUAAUAUGAACUCUGCCAUCUUCCUCUCUGUCGGCAAUGUCAUAAUCCGCACCAGUCAUAUCAACAUCAGUCAUUUCCUCCUUCCCCCCAUGACCAUCCUUCAUCACAUCAUCAUCCAAUUCAGGUUGCUGCAGAAUUGCCCCACAACUCACUAUAAGUGGCGGAGGGUUACUCCCUCUUCGCUCUGCUAUAGAUGGUGAAGUAGUUACCUUGUUCGACACAUGACUCGUUUGAAGAUCAACAGGAAACACCUUUGUAGGUGAGUUAAGAGCUUCCAAACCAGAAGGGGAAGGCUGUUGGGAAGACACAUACGACAAGUCAGACCAGUUUGAAGAUGAGGGCGAAAAGGUAAAUGAACUUGAUGAAUAAUCCGAAGCAGAAGGCGAUAUUGUAGCAGGAGACUUGUAGCCGAAUUUCUGAGCAGAGUCCGGUGAGCAAGAGUGAUAGGAAUCAGGCGAACCAAAAGGAGUCGACGAAGACAAUGUGUCCUUACUUGGAAUCCCUUUUUCCUCCACAUCUUCUUCACCUUCAUAUAUUACUGAAUCUACAUCCAUUUUGGAGGAUGAACUGAUGAACUCCUUCAUGAUACCACUAGCAAACUUCGUUCUAAGCCUCCCCCACCCAUUCUCACUUGCAGAAAGGCGAGUCUCGAAUUCAGCAUUCGAUACCGAACAAGGUGAGACAACCCCUCCACAAACUGCCUUAUCAAAGACCUCAAAAUCUGAAUCAUACGCAUCAACUUUCCUUUCAUCACUACUACUACUGCUACUACAAACACCAGCACCAUCAUCAUUAGUCCCAAGAGCAUCCCAAAACUCAUUCCCUUCUUCCCCUUCAUGAACAAUAACAAUCGGACCUUUCGCCCUUUCGUAUCUAAUCACCUGACUUGCAGCUACCCUAGCAUGAUUCAACAUCACACGGCUACAUUUCUUCCCUAUCCAAACAAAUAUGGUACUAGGAACAUGAACAACGAAAGCUCCACGAGAGUCUAGUCCUUUCAAACCUGGAUUGCUCAACAUCUUAGGGACAAGGUGGAGAGGAUCGUAAGGCGAAUGAGGAGCCAUUCGAUACACACGAAGGACCGAAUUAGGGCUGGCCGGAACAGCAUGAACACGCUUCUGGCACUGGAGAAGCUGGCAAGCGAACCCCAUGUUGGGAUUGGUAACACCUCGAGCUGCUUUGACAUACUGAAAUGCAUCCUCGAAGCUCUGGCCUUCUCUCCACAUGAGGUAAGCUAUGACCAGCGAGGUGGACCUCGAAACACCCUGGCAACAAUGGACCAAAACUUUCCCACUCUGCUCCCUCACGUCUUCAAAAUAAUCGAACACGUCGUAGAGAAUACUGGUGAUGUCCUCUGAAGGGGAAUCCUGCAGCCAGAGGGUUUUGUAAACAAGGUCGUCUUUGAAGUACUCAGGGGAGACGAAUCCAACACAGUUAAGGACGUGGGUGAUUCCGUUCUGCCGGAGAACUUCCCGGUUCUUGGCCACCGCGUCGCUUCCGAGGUAAAUGUGGUCGGCGAUUCUGGAGCAUUCUUUGUCGAAGAAGGCCAAUUUUUCUCUCUUGAACUGGAAUUCCCUCACAGGAGGAUUGGAGUUGUGAGCUGCCGCCGGCUGAGGAGUCAAUGGGAAGCCGCCGGCGCCGGCGGUUCUGGGAGUUUGUGGGUUCGGCCAGAUUCCCAAAUCGUCGGACCCGGCCCGAGGCCAUUCUUCAACCGGAGCUCUGGUUAUGGACAAAGGCUGGAGCGGCGGGAGACAUGACCUCGCCUUGCUGUGAUUCGAGGGCUGGUGAGGUCUAGGGUUGUUGCUCGGCCGGCGCGGUGAACGGUCGCUCCAUGAAACAGACCGGAGAUAGUUUUUCCGGGCGGCGGCUGGAGGGAGGGGGUUAUUAGUUUCCUCCUGGCCUAACAUUUCAGAGAAAAAAGAGGGGCAAGGAGAGAAAAAGGAAAGGAAAUUUGGUGGUGGGUUAACAAUGGAAUUCUACGAAAAGGGGAUGGAACCCAUGAAAGGAUACUUCCUUGGAAGGGGAAGAAGUCGCCAUUUUUUUUGUUUUUCAACAAUAAACAAAACACAGUCAAUAAUGAAAGCUCCUAAUGGCCCCCUUACCUUUCCCUCUUCACCUAAACCCUCUGACUAGACUUACAACGACAAACCCAAAUCAAAAUUAACACUCUGUUUCCGUCUCUCUUUCUCUUUCUAUCUGUCACUCAGUUUCGUUUUUCUCGGUCUAAAAGGUGAAAGGGAGUGGAAGAUUGAAAGGAAAGAAAUUGCGACCUGGUAAGAGCUGGAAAUGGCGGAGUUAUAGUCAGAUUCAAACGAAAGAAGCCCAAAAGGGUAUAUUGAGAAAACAGAAUCGAGAGGAAGAAGACGAUGAAAAGGGGCGACUGAGUUGGACGGGGGAAGCGAGUUGAGAUCGACUCGGUGGGUCAGCGCAGCGGCAAAAAGGAUUGGAUUGGUUGAAUUUUCCCAGAGGAGAAAGAGAGGAGGAGGGAGGGAAAGAUGAAAGGGAAGGGAAGAAGAAGAAGAAGAAUGGGUCAAACUGCCACGUC
Messenger RNA from Linum tenue, 5099 nucleotides. The record is from the annotation of a GenBank genome assembly. NCBI's taxonomy places the organism in Eukaryota, Viridiplantae, Streptophyta, Magnoliopsida, Malpighiales, Linaceae.